UUGAAACCUUGAGUUGAAAGACAGAAUUAAAGUUACAGCAGGAGAAACAGGACAUGGAAAAUACAGACAGUGUAAAAGACAUGAAUCCUGAUGUUCAGAAGGAAACAUAGGGCUGGGGUUGAGCUCAGUGGUAGAGCCUGGUGGUGUGCAAGUGAUGUCUUUCAUACCCAGCACUGCACAGAUGGUUCUGAAUCUUUCCCUUCAGGUGAGUGGCAGGGUUAAGUGAUGAGGCUGGAAUCCAGCCCUCAUUCUGGUGCUCACACGUUUGCAAUUGAACAGACCUUGUUUUCUGGGAGCAGGCUUUGAUAAGAACUUUCCUGAUUGAAUGCACUUUUGUGUUAGGAGUGACUUUUUUUUUUUUGUUUAAGCACCUUCAAUGUUUAAAAAUAGUUCUGGUCGGGGUAGGGAGAUUAUCAGCAUGUUGCAUUCCUUUGCAAGACAUUACCGUAAAUGAAAAGUACAUGAGGUGCACGCGGCGGAGAAGACUUGAGUAGAGACGCGAAAGCUUUGGAUUUACUUUGGAUUUACUCUGCAGUUUUCUUGGACAACCUUCCGGGUCGGUCCUGGCCUGGCUCUGGCUGGGCUCUUGGUGGCAUUUCCCAGAGGCGGGCCUUGGCUCAAGUCCCGGGCGUCCCCUGCGCCAGCCCCGCCUGGCUUCCCGUGCACCACAGUAGGGUUCGAGGUCUCACCCAGCUCGGCUCCUCCCUCCCGCUCGCCCACCGGGCCAGGGCCUGGGCCUCGCCCGUGACCCGCAGAGCCCCUGCCACCAGAGGGCGCGGCCGUCGUGGCUGCCCGACCGGUUUCCGGCCCCGCCCUCGCCGAGCUGCGGUCGCGGCCCUCCGGCCACCCCCGGGCCCCCGCGUCCCCUGGGCUACCUGCGCUCCUGGCCAUCCCGAGUCACCGCGCUCCCGGCAUCACCCGUGCGGCUCCAGCCAGUGCAAGUUCUGCAAACUUGGCUGCCAAGUGCUACACUGAGAAGCAGAGGUCUGGAGGACUGAAUCCUUUUGCCUACAGGAUACAAGUGGCCAAAGAUGAAUUUGGAAAAAGUAGCUGCUGGCAGCUUUAGCCAUGGAAGAGCAGGAUGUCAACACAUCACAUUCUCACUCGUACAUUAAACUACUGAAGACCAACCGGGAGCUGCUGGUCACCCACAUCCACAACACACAGUGUCUGCUGGACAACCUGCUGGAGAAUGGCUAUUUCUUGGCUGAAGACGUGGAGAUUGUGUGUGCCUGCCCCACUCAGCCUGGCAAGGUGCAGGAACAGGUUCGAAACCUUCUGGACCUGGUACAGAGCAAGGGCGAGGAGGUGUCUGAGUUCUUCCUCUAUGUGCUCCAGCAACUCACAGAUGCAUACGUGGACCUCCAGCCAUGGCUGCUGGAGAUCGGCUUCUCCGCUUCCCAGCUCAUUCAGAGCAAAACUAUUAUCAACACUGACCCAGUGAGCAGGUACACCCAGCAGCUGCGGCACCUGGGGGGCUGCGACUCCAGGUUUCUGCCGAGCUACGCGCAGGACUGCGAGCGCGAGCUGCCGCUGGAGGAGGUCUACGAGGACCCGGUCCUGGAGCUGCUGGGCCCCGACGAUGAGAGCAUGGGUCCCCUGAGCGGCCCAGCCUGGCUGCUGGAUCCUGAGCCCCGCGUCCUCGGCGGGCAGGGCGAGGCGGUGCUGGUGGUGGGCGACGCGGGCGCGGGCAAGUCGGCACUGCUGCAGCGGCUGCAGGCUCUGUGGGCGGCGGGGCGUCUGGGCGUCGAGCUCCGCUUCUUCUUCCUCUUCCGCUGCCGGGCGCUGGGUGGGAUGGGCGCCGCGCUGCGGCUGCAGGACCUACUUUUCCGCCACUGCUGCUUCCCUGAGCACGGCACCGAGGAGAUCUUCGCCUUCCUGCUGCGCUUCCCGCACUUGGCGCUGCUGGCCUUCGACGGCCUGGACGAGCUGCCCGCCGACUUCGACCCGAGCCGCGCUCCCGACAGCUGCAGCCCCUGGGAGCCCGCGCCACCGAUGGCACUGCUGGCGGCGCUGUUGCGUGGCAGGCUGCUGGCGGGCACGCGCAAGCUGCUGACCGCGCGCACGGGCACCCAGCUCCCGCGCGCGCUCCUGCGCGCCAAGGUGCGGCUGCGCGGCUUCGGUCCGCUCCAGUUGCACAAUUACGCGCGUCGUGUGGUGCCGGGCCGCGCCGCGCGCGAGCGCCUGCUGCAACAGCUGGACGCCCAUCCUGGCCUGGGCGGCCUCUGCGCUGUGCCGCUCUUCUGCGGCCUCGUCUUCCGCUGCUGCGCAGGCCUUUGCGACGCCCUGGAGGGCCCUGGCCGCGUGCUGACUCUCACCGACGUCUUCCUGCGAGUCACCGAGGUCCACCUGCGUCGGGCACAGCCGCGCAGCUUGGUGCAGCUCCCGGCGCGUAGCUCGGCCGAAACCCUGCGUGCAGGGUGGCAUGCACUGCGGGCGCUGGGGCGUGUGGCGCUGUGCGGCACCCAGCGCGGCCGCUUCGUCUUCGGCCCUGACGAGGUGCGGGCAUCGGAGCUGCGGGAGGGUGGUGCGCCGCUCCUGCCGCUGGGCUUUCUUCGGGCCCUGCCUGCGCUGGGGCCCGAGCCUGGACACCAGGCCUUCGAGUUUCUGCACCUGACACUCCAGGCCUUCUUCGCUGCCUUCUUCCUGGUGGUGGACGAUGGGGUGGGAACUCGGGAGCUGCUGCGGUUCUUAGGGACAGGGGCCGGGGCUGGGGAUGGAGAUACGGACGGGGAUAGGGAUGGGGACUUGGACACUGUUGUCAGCUCCUGCCACCCUUGUCUCCCCGCCCGGUGCCUGCGCGACUGCCGCCCCACCGGCCCCGAGCCCUCCUCCAGCAAGGACCACCUCCAGUUCACCAAUCUCUUCCUGUGCGGACUUCUGGCCAAGGCCAGGCAGAGGCUUCUGCAGACCCUGGUGCCCGUGGCUGCCCUAAGGAGGAAGCGCAGGGCCCUGUGCACCCACCUGCUCGCCCGCCUGCGUGCGCACCUGCGAGGCUUGCCACGGCUCCGGCACGGUGGCUUCCGGCAGGUGCAGGCCAUGCCCACCUUCCUCUGGAUGCUGCGCUGCCUCUAUGAGACACAGAGUCAUAAGGUCGGGUGGCGCGCAGCACGCGGACUCCGAGCCAACUACCUCAAACUGGCCUUCUGCAAUGCCUGCCCAGCCGACUGCAGCUCCCUGGCCUUCGUCCUGCGCCACCUGCCCACUCGCCUGGCCCUGGACCUGGACAACAACAACCUCAACGACUUCGGUGUUCGUGAGCUGCAGCCGUGCUUCAGCCACCUCACUGUCCUCAGACUCAGUGUCAACCAUAUCACUGAUACUGGGGUGAAGGUGCUGAGUGAAGAGCUGACCAAGUACAAGAUUGUGACAUAUUUGGGUUUGUACAACAACCAGAUCACUGACAUUGGCGCCAGGUAUGUUGCUCGAAUCCUGGAUGAAUGCGGAAGCCUCACACACCUAAAGUUAAAUGCACAUGACUCUCCACCUCUCUACAGACUGGGCAAAAACAAAAUAACAAGUGAAGGUGGAAAGUGCCUGGCCCUGGCUAUGAAGAACAGCACAUCGAUCUGUGACAUUGGGAUGUGGGGCAAUCAAAUUGGGGAUGAAGGAGCUGCAGCCUUUGCAGAGGCUCUGAGGGACCACCCCAGUCUGAACAACCUGAGUCUUGCAUUCAACGGCAUCUCCACAGAAGGAGGGAAGAGCCUGGCUCAGGCCUUGAAGCAGAACACUUCUCUGGAGAUAUUUUGGCUGACCCAAAAUGAACUCAAUGAUGAAGUGGCGGAGAGCUUUGCAGAAAUGUUGAAGGUGAACCAGAAGUUGAAGCAUUUAUGGCUCAUUCAGAAUCAGAUCACAGCUAAGGGGACUGCACUGCUGGCAGAGGCCCUGCAGAAGAACAGCAGUCUCACAGAGCUUUGUCUAAAUGGAAACUUGAUAAAACCAGAAGAGGCCAAAGUGUUUGAAGAUGAGAAGCGGCUCUUCUUCUGAAGGAUAUUGCUGGCUGGGUCACAGCUCUGGGACAGCCCUCAGUAGCAGAAGGCGCCUUGUGCAGUCAGCGGGGCUGAAUGGAGCAGAGGCCAUCAGGAGCUGCUCUGGUGGUUCGGACUGAUGCCUGCCAGUGUUUCACGGGUUGUAGUCACUGCACAGCCAACAGUAUCGUGUCUUCCCAUACUGUGAAAGGUUUGCAGCGGGUGUCUGUGAUUAUUUCCCCAGAUGCUGAAGAAAGAAGACCACAGAGAACAAAGAGGCUUGAAGAAGGAAGAAUACAGAGAACAGAGGCUGAAGACAGACAGACCAAGGAGAAGAGGCUGAAGGAAGACUAUGGAGAACAAAGAGGCUGAAGAAGGACAACUACAGAGAAAAGAGGUUGACUAAGGAAGACUUCAGAGCUCAGAGGCUGAAGACUAUGGAGAACAAAGGCAACCCCAGGCGCACAGCACCUGCCUGGGGCCAGCCACCCUGUCUGGAGACCAAUGUGAGUGCUGGGUGCAGAGCCCAGCUACUUUGUUAGGGGCCAGGUGCUGGGGAGCAAUGUUGGUUCCUCCCCACUGCUGGCUGAUGCUGCUGGCUGUGGCCACUGAGGUUAGUGCAAGAUCAUCAGGAAGAUCAGAGGAUGCCCUCUUCAUCUAAGAGAAAGGCCAGUCUACUCCCUGCCCUGCAGGAACAAGGCCCAGCUUGCCUUGAGGGCCCUGGCAUCAAAGGGAAGUCCUCUCCCUGCCUGAGAAGAGAGGUCUCUAUUUCCCCAGACAUGGGGAAGCUGAACAAAGCGGGACUGGGCUGCUGACAACAGCUGGGGGGGUGUGCCCAAUGGUGAGGGUGGUGAUAGUACCAUAAUGCUUGUUUCUUUGCAAUUCAUUUGUUAAUAAAAUACUGCAAAUGCUUACUUUUUAGUCUUUUGCUGGUCCUUGAACUCAGGGUCUGAGUGCUUCCCCUGAGGUUUUUCAUUUGAGGUUAAUACUCUACCACUUGAACCACAACUCUACCUCUGGUUUUUAUGGUUAAUAGGAGAUAAGAGUCUCAUGGACCUUAUUGCCUUGGCUG
Messenger RNA from Perognathus longimembris pacificus (Pacific pocket mouse), 5040 nucleotides. It is a transcript of the gene Nod1, whose product is annotated as nucleotide binding oligomerization domain containing 1. NCBI's taxonomy places the organism in Eukaryota, Metazoa, Chordata, Mammalia, Rodentia, Heteromyidae. The transcript is spliced from 12 exons. The record is from RefSeq and is a predicted model, not a curated record. Gene Ontology annotation, molecular function: protein binding. Gene Ontology annotation, biological process: regulation of apoptotic process. Bases 1069 to 3987 code for a protein of 972 amino acids.